AUGGAGGAUGCUUUGCAAUUUGAGCUUGUGUAUGGAUUGAUGGAUGCAGAUAACAACCUGUUGGCGAACAAUGGAGCUAAACUGUUUAAGCUCACCUUCAGGAAAACUUACCCAAGGGCCGGAGAGGAGCAAUACAGGAGGAUAAUCUUUUUGAAAAACAAGGCCGAAAUUGAAGAACACAACUCAGAUCCCACCCAAACCUACACCCAAGGAGUUAACCAGUUCACUGAUUACACUACGGCUGAACUUGAUGCCAUCUAUGCCGACCUCAGGAUCCCCUACGCCUCCAAAGACAUCCAAAUCAAGGAAGAACCUAUCAGACGUGGAGUCAACAUCGACUGGGCUGAAGCCGGCAAGGACUACCCAUACACUGCAAAGAGUGAAAAAUGCAAGACCAACGUUCCCGGCACCACUUGGACCAUUUCAAGCUACACUGAUUCCUCCAAAUGCGAUGAUUUGCUCAACGCCAUUUCUCUUGGUCCGGUGGCUGUGGCUGUUGACUUCUCAGGCCUCUACGGCUACAAAUCCGGAAUCGUGACCAAAUGUGGUACUACUCCAUCCAGUGGAUCUUUGUUGGUGGGCGUGACUGAUGAUUACUGGAGAUUGAAGCAAUCCUUCUCUGUUAACUGGGGCGAGAGUGGCUAUUUCAGGCUGGCAAGAGGAAACACCUGUGCUGUUUGCUCAAUAGCAUCCUAUCCAACCAUAUGA
Molecule: messenger RNA, 708 nt
Organism: Nymphaea colorata (pocket water lily)
Lineage: Eukaryota; Viridiplantae; Streptophyta; Magnoliopsida; Nymphaeales; Nymphaeaceae
Exons: 3
Coding region: 1-708 (235 amino acids)
Cellular component (GO): lysosome
Molecular function (GO): cysteine-type endopeptidase activity
Source: RefSeq, a predicted model, not a curated record